This is a messenger RNA of Acanthaster planci (crown-of-thorns starfish), 4511 nucleotides long. It is a transcript of the gene armc2, whose product is annotated as armadillo repeat containing 2. Lineage: Eukaryota; Metazoa; Echinodermata; Asteroidea; Valvatida; Acanthasteridae. Gene Ontology annotation, biological process: cilium organization. Gene Ontology annotation, molecular function: protein binding. The record is from RefSeq and is a predicted model, not a curated record.
GCACUGUUUCCAUGCACAGUCUGGUGCAGACGGUGUUGAAUGCGGUUAGUAACCACAGCACAUUCACAAUGAAGCGGCGAAGACCAGACUUCUGCCAACAAGACCGGAGCCGGCGAAGGAUGGCCCAAGUCAACAAGCCUCCACAGAGCCGGAGGCAACUGAAGGAGUUGAAGCCUUUCUAUGAGAAACCUGCCAAUGUCGAGACCAGCUCAGAUAUCAUCAAGGAGGCCAGGUCAUCCCUGCGAACGGUUUGCACAAAGCGACCGUUCACACCCCAGGACGACAAGAGAACGCUGUUCGGUGGUAGCCCAUCAAAGAGCCCAAGUGACAGACCACCAUCUGCUUUUAGCUUGGGUGCCCGUCAUUUUGAUGGCAGUGACAUCAGACCAAAGUCAAAUACCAGGCUCACUCCCUUGGAUCACAGUCCAAGCCAGUCCCUGAGCCCAGUAUCACCGUCUUCCAGUGGGGAGAGUCUUCCUCAACUGGCCAAGCCUCCCAAACCCCCUCCUCUAGACCCAUCCCGCCCCAUGUCUGGCAAGCGACGGACACACAAGUUGAAGAGCGCUCUGAGUAAAGAUGGAAGUUCCGUCCAAAUCCUACCCCAACCUCUUGAGAGAAGAUUGUCCAACCCUCUUCCGUCCCCGACCCCGCCCACUGAUGAUCAGCUCCAGCGAAGGGUGCAUAGUGGGCCCAAAGAGAGGACUCGACCUCCGCUUGAGGAAGGCAUACCCCGAGUCAAAUCAGCCGACAGCGUACCAGUACACAGAAAAGAAAGAGAGCGCGUCAAGAGCAGUGGUUCAUCGAGGGCAGAGAGUGGCUACGUCAGCGACCGCGCAUCCAGUGGCAGUCGGUCAGGAGAUAGCAGCCGUGAAGAGGAAACAGCAGAGGAGGCCCUCUAUUGGAACACAAAGGUCAACCCUGUGCUGGAAAGACUUGUACCUGAGCAUACAGGAUUUGUCCAAGAAUCAGAGGAGGCGAGGUUAUGUACAUCCUGCAAGGCUCUUUAUAAUGUCUUAGACGAGGGUUCUAUGCUUGGCAAAGCCUGCAAGCGACGGCGUACGGCGCUGCGGGCGAUUUUUAAGCUGAUCGACGUCAGCAAUCCUAGGGUGCAACUUCAGGCUGCAAGACUGAUGAUGGCUCUGGGUGUGAGUGGAAAUAACUUGAAUAUGCUGAGCAAGUUAAUCCUGAAAGUCAGCAAAGACAACAACAAUGAUCUACUCUUCCUAGAAGAUAAUAUUUUGGAUUUAAUCAUGGUUCUUCUUCAGGAUCUUGACUUCCGUACUCACUCCCAUGAGCUGUUGGUAUACUUGGUUGGUUCCAUUCGUUUCCUGACCCAAAACCACAGCCAGAUAUUGGAACAGUUUGUCAAGCUUGGAACUUUUCGGCAUGUCGUCAGGAUAAUGGCCUCUGUCAAUGAAGUGAAUUCCCAAGGUGGCAAGUUGGCCAAAGGUUCAGCCGGUAUCAUGUUGCAGCUGCUCUCCACCCUGCGUAACUUCCUCAAUCACAAAGACCAUCAGACACUGUUUAUGUCGCACCACACCAUUUCAGAGAUUUGCCGUUCCAUGGAACUAUACCCCAGCGAUGCUGACAUCACGAUGCACAUUGCCAGAAUAUUCAGUAAGCUGACGGUAAUUCCUGAGUGUUGCACGGCCGUAGGUGAAUAUCCCUCAGCUUUCCAGUCUCUCCUAGCCUUGAUAAGUCGUUACCAGGAUCAGCCAGACGUGGUUGUCAGGCUUAGCUUUGCUUUGGGUAACAUGACGGCCAAGAACGAUGACUUCAGGUACUGUCUCUUCAAUGCCGAGAAUGCCAUGGAAACGUUGCUCAAUGUGCUGCGACAUCAUUUUGUCAAAAGCUUACAGAAGUCAAAAUUGACAGAAGAGAAUACAGUCAAUUCUCAAAAUGGUAACAGUGAAUACACCAGCUCUACAAACCUGAUGGAGGAUGUAUUAAUUAAGAUUAUUCGAGUCAUUGCUAACCUGUCCAUCAAUAAUGACAUCGGGCCAUUGAUUGCUUCCAACGAGAACUGCGUCGACCAGCUCAUGCAGAUCCUUGAUUACAAGGACGUACGCACAAGCGAAGAACUUGUUCUAAACACUGUCAUCACUAUCAACAAUCUGUCCUUCUAUGAUGUCAUCGGCAGCGAGAUUGUUGAGAGGAGGAUGGAGAUUUCCAGAUUGCUUCUGAAGUUGUUAAUGACUGACAACAUGGAGGGUAUGAUUGAAGCAGCCAGAGUCUUUGGUAACCUUUCUCGGGCAGCGGAAGUCAGGGACUACCUAACCUCUAAAAAAGUCGAUGAAAUGAUGGUGACGUUGCUCGACGCCCAAAACAGGGAAGUGGUCUACACAGCUUGUGGUGUGCUCAUCAACCUGAUGGCAGAUGACUGCAGAAGGCACAUACUGAAAGAGGAAGGAGGAAUCAAAAAAUUGAUCGAUGUUCUGGUGGACUUUGGUCGAUUGGAUUGGCAGCUUGCUGGUAUGGUGUGCAUGACGCUGUGGAACUACAGCGAGAACAUCACGAGUUCCGUUGACUGCUUUGGAGAACAGGAAACAGGAAAUCUCAUCGACAAAUUAGCAGAUUUUCUUGAUGAGGAUACUGCGAUGGAGACUCCGGAGGACAUUGAGUGGGAUGCAGAGACCAGGGAGUUUAUGAGGUCCUACUGGCGCACUGAGUUCUGCCCAGUGGCAUCUCAGCUCCUUGACAGGGUAGAGAAGCAUCAGGCGGACCUGGUGCCUAUUGGCGAGGCUCCUUGAUGACAGGAUUUGGGUGUCCUUCGGCUGGUUUGCAGGCUGAUUGCUGACGUGGGUGUUGAUCACUGAUGGCUGGUAAUAGUAGGUUGGCUGGCAAGAUGGCUGAUGAUAGCCAGCUGGUUGGUUGCUUGAAAGAUGAAAUGGGGAAUUAGGUGUCUUCUUGCCAGCUGGCUGGCAAAUGGACCACUUGGCUGGUGACAACUGGCAAGGUUGCUGGCCAACAAACUAAUCUGUUGUAGUGAUGACAGGUUAUUUCUGCCGCUCAUGAACUGCUUCACUGACUGGCUCCCAAAUGUCUCCCAAAUACUGAUCAGUAGCUAGGAAGUUGACAUUUUGAUGAGCUAACCAGAAGUUUUGCUGCAUAGUUUACAUGUGUAUGUAAUAUGUAUGGAGGGUCCCGUCAUUGUGAGGUUGGGUGUAUUUACUGAGAAGUUCCCUGAUACUGUGUACAUUAGUGUAACAUAAAUAUAACCUCAGCGUUGAAUGAGAUCAACCUCAAUGUCAAAACAGGGCAUUCAAUCAUUAUUUCUCUUAAAAGUUUGUUCACCUCCAUUCAAAAUUUAUUGGAUACACAAUUUAAGUGUUGACGCACAUGAUCCAUAGUGUAUACAAAAUGCUCCCAUGGUGGGCUCUUGUUUGGAAGCAAAGCGCCCUCACUGUAUCUGCAUGAAUCCAUUAGAUUGGGGGCUUGGCUUGCUUGUCAGUCACUAGCUUUCUGUGACAGCUGUUAUUCAUUGGUAAACUUGUAGCAGUCAAGGAAAAGCACUCUGUUUACAUUAACGGAUAUCUCCUGCACUUAAUCCUUUCUUCAUUAUCCAAGAGAGGCAGUCGGACACUUUCAUGAACUCGCUUGAGAGGAUUACAUCCUAUUUAACUUGUCUCAGACAAAUAGUUAUCACAUUACUUAUCUCAGAGAAAAUUGUGCAUGCAUAGCAAUUGCAAAAAGUUAGGUUUCUUGUACACAAUAAAUCAUUCAAGUUUGUACAUAAUCCCAGUACUGCUGUUUUUUUUUAAGUUGAACCAGAAUCAGUUGCCAAAGAAACUUUCCGUCUUUCGUUUCAGAGUUUGGACUCAAUAUGCCAUGCUUUCAAGGAAAGAUUUAUCAGGGUAUAUAUGAUAUUUCUCCUCAUAUUUCCUCCAAGCAAGAUUCUCCUUUUUGUGAAUAUUUGUGCACUUGGAGUUUGUCUGUGCUUUGUUGUCGAAAAAUAUCCACACAUCUCACCACAGAUUUGCUGUGUUCUCAAGAGUGUUACUAUGUGACUUACAGAAUACUGGAAUAAAAGAAAUUCUGUCUCCAGUUUUGAUCAUGCAUAUUCAUGAGGGCCUAUUUAAAAUAACUUGUUACAGUUUGAUUAUGAAAACUUUUUUAAAAAUGCAUCAGAUUUCUAGAUGAGUUCUUCCGGACUAUUGACGGAAAAUUCUGCCAUUUUUGUCGCUAGUCAAUUUAAAGUUGCUUUUUUGUGGCAAGCCAUUUGCAUAAUGUAUAUACGUGUAUUGUAACCAAAGUGUGGUCAAUAAUGUGUAUGGCGCUAUUUAUGUGAAGAUAGGAAAUGUUUUGUCAAAGCGUUUUCCACAGAUAUUAAAGUUUGAUGUAAGCCUGCUGGUGUAAAUAUUUUGUGCUUUUAAACCACCUUUGGGGGAAAUAUUCCCAAACCGUCCACUGAUGAUUAGAGCUGUUCAUUGCAAUGUAGUGUGUGUGGGUUGCAACUUGUAUGAACUAAUUAUGAAAACGUGUCAAAUAAAACAAUUUGAAAGUGCACCGAU